ACAUGGAUCCUUAAGGGGAAAGAAAGAGACAUGAGGAGAAAAGGAGGCCAGAAAUGAUCUCAGAGUGGAGUGAAAAAGGAUACUAAACAAGAAGGAAGAAAAGUAUUAGCAAAUAUCUAUGAUGGCAUCAUUGAAUGAAGAGCUCAGUUCUUCUGACCAUAGUUUUUCAUCCCUGCCUGGGACAGCAAGUGAGAACACUGCCAUAGCUUCUGAUGGACCUUCAGAUUCUAGGUGUCCCAUUUGCUUGGAAAGAAUACGAAACGUGGCCUUCUUAAACCCAUGCUUCCAUAGGUUCUGUUUUGCUUGUAUCCUAGAAUGGUCAGACAGGAAAGCAGAGUGCCCACUCUGUAAGCAGAAUUUUCACUCUUUUUUUCACACCAUCAGAUCUGAUACUGAGUUUGAAGAAUACAUUGUUCCUUCUGAAAAUGCAUCCUGUGACAUUUGUGGGGAGAGACCAACAACUGCUGAAAGACCUGAAUCUCUAACAGAUAAUGGGAUUUUGUAUGCAGGAUACUCAGUUCCCCAGUCUCAAAGAAGGAUGAGAUCACUUGAUGAGCUAAUGAGACAGCUUGGCAUAAGGAGGCCAUCUUACCCAGGAGAGAUAUCCCUUGGGCAAAUUAGAGAGCAUGUUACGAUUAAGUUCAGAAGGGCCCUCUAUCAAUCUGGAGUGCGUGUCAGAAAUGUCCAAAGUGGAGGUUUUUAUAGGGAUAUAUCAGCAGAUUUUUUCCAUAGGAAUCCUGUCCGCCUUACCAGGUUGGUCCCCUGGUUGAAACGUGAGUUGCGAGUGCUGUAUGGAACACAUCCAUCUUUGAUCAACAACAUCCAACAUAUCAUUUUGAAUAACAUAACAAUUUAUGAUCUGGAUAGCCCAGCCUUUGCUGAAAUUAUUCACCCACAUUUGCUCCACUUCACCAAUCACUUCCUGCAUGAAUUCAUCAAUUUUGCCCGCUCCCCCUUCAACAUUAGGGCCUAUGACUGGCGAGCCAGUUAUGACAUACCCUUUCCUGCACAUGAUGAUGGGUUGCAGUCUAAUUCAUCAAUUACAACAUCAUCUUCAGAAGAGGAGGAGGAGGAAGGGGAGGAAGGAGAAAGUGAAGACUCAGAAGAAAAUGUGGGGGAAGACGGGGAGUCAGUGACAAGUAAUGAGGAAGAGACAUGGGAUGAUGAAAUCCAGAGAUCAGCCAGUUCUGUAUCAGAUCAGACUCUGGAUGAGUUUUUUCUUCCUUUUGGAUCUUCAGAUGGAGAACUGGUAAGAAGUGAUGACAAUACGCAUGCAUUUUUCCAAGCGGAUACACAAUUAGGAGCAUACAACAGACAAUAUUCAUUACAUAAAUGUCGCCUUGACCAGACUGAUGGGAAUACACCAAUACUGCGUAACUCCAUCCCCAAAUGUAUUGAGGCUGCACAAAAUGAUAUUGAUGAUGACGAUGAAGAUGGGUUGAUGGAUGAGCAAGAGGUCUUAAGAAGUCAUAGUUUUAGCAGUGGUACUCAUAGCAGUACAGGUCCAACUAUCUCGAAUGUUGCCCAUCUUGUUACCAGUAAUCAAAUGCUUGAUAGUCUUCAGGUUCCACUUCAGGAGCAAGAAACAGAUAGUAUGGAACAGCCAUCAUUGGAUCAACAGGAGGUAGUUAGCACCAAGCUGAUCCAUCACAAAGGGAAGGAGAUAGUUGUCAUUGAGAUACUUCAACCCCAGACAGAAGACAUUUUGGUUAUUGAGCAUCUAGAAUUGAAUACUAGCAACAUGGAUGAUUUUACUCAGCUUCCAUGGCAAGGUGAAGAAACAUCUAACUUUAUGGAGCAGCACUCUUCCACAGACAUCACACCAGGUGGUUCUUCUACUAUCUGUGAUGAUGGAUGUUUUUCAUAUAUUAGAAGACCAUGAUUUGUAAAUCAGGAACUCCAGUCCAUUAAUCCACAAGGGAACAUAUUAAGUGGUGCUCUUAUUGAUGGUAUACAUGGUU
Sceloporus undulatus (fence lizard) is the source of this 1961-nucleotide messenger RNA. RefSeq names its product E3 ubiquitin-protein ligase Topors-like. The transcript has 2 exons. NCBI's taxonomy places the organism in Eukaryota, Metazoa, Chordata, Lepidosauria, Squamata, Phrynosomatidae. Gene Ontology annotation, molecular function: metal ion binding; ubiquitin protein ligase activity. Gene Ontology annotation, biological process: protein monoubiquitination; protein polyubiquitination. Bases 119 to 1882 code for a protein of 587 amino acids. The record is from RefSeq and is a predicted model, not a curated record.